AUGUCCGUUCCUACCAGCCCGCUCAUCUUGUUGAUAGGAUUAGCCUUCCUCUUUCCUUUCACUGUCAGUGUUAACAACAGUCGCGGCGUUACCGUCAUUCUGGACACUCCAUUCGGUACCAACGCAAAUGGUUCAAGAGCACAACUUCUGGGAAUUAUCCGUAGAUUAGCUAUGCUACAAGGUGAAACGCCUGCUAUUCAAGGCAUUCACGAGGACCGAGGCUACACUGUCCUCUCGGCAUUUUGCCGUGCUUUAGCUGUCGAACGAGCCGCUUUGAUUGGUAGCCUUCCGCAUCGCGUAACAUCCCUUUUUCAAUCCCUCACCUCUACCUUCGAUUUUCCUUACAUCACUUGGGAUGAAAUUCCCUCCGUUUUUAAACCUCCAUUUGACGCGGAGGAUAGUAGAUGUCGUUUGUUUUCAGUACGUCCGGAUAUUACUCAACCGUUAAUGGACUUUCUUAUCACCUGGAAUUGGAAGAGUUUUGCCUAUCUCUAUGGCUCCAUGGAUGCUUUCCAGCGCCUUCAAUUUAUCAGUCAGAAAAUAUCGGAUGCAGAAGUUCUUUUGGGCCGAGGUUCUUGUGGUACUUCUCCCCGAAAUUUUCAAGAAAAAGCUAAUCGUCGCGUUCUUCCUCCUAUCAUAAGUGGAUACGUAGAUGUUGAUGACGAAGAGGUUAUGCACACAACAUUGAAGUCUGUUGAUGCUUAUUUGUCUACGAAAACUGAGCGAAACGUAGUAAUUGACCUAGGAAAGCCAAAAACAAAUCAAUCAUUGUCUGGCAGGAAGCGUUUAGAGGCACUUGUGACCUGGUUUCGACGGAUGGGAAUGAUGCGGUCGGAAUACAACUACCUUUUAGUUGAUUUUGACAUAUAUGAACUCUCAUUGGAUGAGUUUCUAAGAAGUGGAGUCAACUUUACGGGGUUUCACUUUUUAGAUUACCAAGAUGAGGUAGUUCUGAAAUUUGCCGAGGAUUGGAAGGGCGUCCAGCUACCUCUUCAUAGCAUCGCUUCCAUCAUGGAUGCUCUUGAAGUGGGCUGGAGUCUAAAAAAAGCCACAGAGAAUGGCCUUUGGAAGUCAUGGGAUCCAAAUUUAAAAUCCAAGUGUUUUACUCUAUCCGGCACUUUAGUGAGUGCAUCAUUGAUUCAACAGUGGCAGCUGGGAGGUCGUGUGAAAUCGUGGUUGACAUCAACCGAGAUAGUCGGUCAAACUGGUCUCAUUCGAUUCGACGAAAGAACCUGUCAAAGAACUAAUUACAACUUACUUCUCUCUUCCGCUUUUGGAGAGAAGAGAGAUCGUAUAAUUGCCAAGUGGAGUCGUCAUUCCGGAUGGGUCUUGCCUUCCCUCUCUACUCAUCUUGGCUUCUUUCAUCAAAUCACCUUUUCUGGAUUGAAGGAAAAGAUUCUUGAGCCUCUUGAUUAUAACAAUUUGCUGGAUGUCUACCGCCUAAGGAAUAAAACGCUUCGGGUUGUCACGGUUCUAUCGAAGCCCUUCAUAAUGUUUGCAAAUCCUGAAGUUACUGGAGCUACCUCUGGAAGAGACAAUUUUGUAGGAUACUGCAAGGACCUGGCCGAUCACAUAUUCUAUCAUCUCAACCUCAACUAUGAAAUUCAUCUGGUGAAGGAUGGCAAAUUCGGAACCAUUGAUCCGGCUACCGGUGAGUGGAACGGUAUGGUGGGAGAGGUACUUCGUGAUGAAGCCGACUUAAUUAUUGCCCCACUGACUAUGAAUACCAUUCGUGCUAAAUUCAUCGACUUUUCGGAGCCUUUCAUGAACUUCGGACUCGCUCUAAUUAUCCGUAAGCCAGGUAAAACAAAACCUGGUAUGUUUAGCUUCCUCUCUCCAUUGACAAACGCUGUAUGGCUGAGAAUAGCUGGAGCCACAAUAAUAGUGAGUUUAGGGCUGCGCCUCAUCGCUGCAAUUUCACCCAAGGAACGAGCUCCAGCUAACCCUGAAUUGGGUUUUGAUUUUGGCAACUGUAUUUGGUUUUCUGUGGCCUCAUUCGUUCACCAAGGAAUUGACAUAUUUCCAGUCUCUCCAGGAGCUCGAGUAUUUGCCAGUAUAUGGAGAUACGUGUGUCUUGUAGUGAUGGCAUAUUACACGGCAAAUCUUGCUGCAGCUCUGUCCGUGGAGCGUCUAAUUUCCCCUAUUGAUUCCAUCAAAGAUUUUGCAGAGCGGGAAGAUCUGCCCAUCCAAAUCGGGACGUUGGACUCAGGAGCUACCAAAGACUUUUUCGCACAUGCAGAAGAUAGUCUAUACAAGACGGUGUUUAAGCGAAUGGAACGGGAUCCAUCAGUCUAUGUUCCCACGCUGGCAGCAGGCUUUGAGAGAGUCCGAGUAAAGCCUUACGCCUUUGUAGCAGAGUCAAAGAUGAUAGAGUACAUUAAUCAUCGGCAGCCUUGCGAUACUAUGAUGGUGGGAACUACCUUUGGAAGCAAGGCCUAUAUGCGCAUCUUGAAGGAACAUGUGACUGAUGCAAUUCUGCGUUUGAGAGAGAAUCAAGAGUUAGCAAAGCUCUACAAGGAGUGGUGGAUUGAGAAGGGAGAGUGCAUGGAGGGCGGUGAACAGCAGACGAGUGAACCGCUAGCAUUAAUAAAUCUAUCGGGCGUGUUCUAUAUACUAAUUGGUGGGAUGAUUCUUGCCAUGGCUGUCGGCGUGAUUGUCUUUGUGUUCCAGUUAAGGAAAGUCAAGCAACUGGGAAACACAUAA
Molecule: messenger RNA, 2703 nt
Organism: Hydatigera taeniaeformis
Lineage: Eukaryota; Metazoa; Platyhelminthes; Cestoda; Cyclophyllidea; Taeniidae
Source: the annotation of a GenBank genome assembly